AACACGGCGAGGAUAAAGCAAGAUGGCGUCUGACGGUGAAGACGUUAUUGCAGUCGUCACAGUUCAAUGUUCUUAAUCUGUGCCUCCGUGUACACAUAUAUGUCCUUUAUUACACUCUAGUAAAUAGAGGAAAUAUCGUUGAUAACUGUUUGCAUCCGGUUAUAUUAGUCUGAGCGCACUUUGAUGCUUCUCGCGCUAGCUUAGCCUGCUAGUUAGCUUAGCUUGUUAGCUGCUAACAAAGAGAGGCGGAAGUGAUCAAAACACAUCACUAAGUAGAGAUCAAGUGUGAGUGUAAAGUGUUGUGAUUGUGUGAAAAUGUGCCAAAGAACGACAGCAGAGUACGAGGAGGAACUUUGUCCAACAAAAGAGGAGAAGGAGCGACAACAACAAAAACAUCAAGUUGUGUUACACAGAACAGACAUCCAUCAGCUGAUUGAACACCAAGAAGAAUGUCUCCCUCAUCUGCAGGGGGACAGUUUCACUUUAGAGUAUCCACAGCCCUCACAUUUUAAAGGGAACAAGGAGUACCCACAGCCCCCCUAUUUUAAAGAGGAAGAUGAGGGAGAGUGUCCUGUAGGGCAGGAGGAGGCUGAUAUCAGCAAGUUUCCACUGACUGUUGUCUCUGUGAAGACUGAAGAGCAUGAAGACAAACCACCUGAGUCCUCACAGCUUCAUCACAGUCCAAGUGGGCGUGGCCUGUGGGGAAGCGGGGUGUGGCAGGGCCGGCUUCGAGGUUGGCGACAGGCCGCAAGCGGGAGGCGGCGGGGGAGAGAGUUGGACAGACGACAAUGCCGAAAGACAGAGAGUGACAUUGACGUCCAGCAGCCCCCUCACAUUAAAGAGGAAGAGGAGGGUCCACAGUCCCGCCACAUUAAAGAGGAAGAGGAGGAUCCACAGCCGCCCCACAUUAAAGAGGAAGAGGAGGAAGUGUGGAUCAGUCAAGAGGGAGAGUGUCCUGUAGGACAGGAGGAGGCUGAUGUCAGCAAGUUUCCACUGACUGUUGUCUCUGUGAAGACUGAAGAGCAUGAAGACAAAGCAGCUGAGUCCUCACAGCUUCAUCACAGUCCAAAUGUCGGUGAAGAACAACUUCUGCCUGAAAAACAGGAGAGUAGCUUCAGGAUGGUGAAGGAGGAUCCAUCAAAAAGGAAGACCAGGCGCCACGGACCCUCUGGUGUCCGUUUUUCCUCUUUGACACAGACCCUUCCCUGUAAAAAGGAAGAGGAAGGCUCACUGAUGCCGCACAUUAAAGAGGAAGAGGAGGAACACGGCAUCAGUCAGCCUAAAUGGUUGGAGGAGUUCCCAGUGACUGGUGUCCCUGUGAAGAGUGAAGAUGAUGAGGUGAAAGGUGAAAGUGAGGAGAGGGGAGGGGGGGAGCCUCCAAGCAGCAGCUCAACACAACACAUGACAACAGAAGCUGAUGGAGACCACUGUGGAGGAUCACAAGCAGACAAGCUCUUAGCUCCACUAUCAGAUAGUGAGGACACAACCUCACACUCUCCUGACACUGAUGAUGAAGACUCUAAAGAUGAUAACACAUGUCACACUGACAACAAACACUUCACAUGUUCUCACUGUCACAAAACUUUUAAAUACCGUAGUCAUCUGAAAGCACACAUUAGAACACACACUGGAGAAAAACCUUUUUCUUGCUCAGAAUGUGGUAAAGGUUUUGUACUGCGUUCAAAUUUGAAAGUACACAUGAGAACACACACUGGAGAAAAACCUUUUUCUUGCUCAGAAUGUGGUAAAUGUUUUGUUCUAAGUCAUGAUUUGAAAGUACACAUGAGAACACACACUGGUGAAAAACCGUUUGUCUGUUCAAUCUGUGGUAAAGGUUUUGCACAAAGUAACAAUUUGAAAGUACACAUUAGAACACACACUGGAGAAAAAACUUUUUCUUGUUCAUUCUGUGGUAAAGGUUCUGAACAAAGUCAAUGUUUGAAAGUACACAUGAAAACACACACUGGAGAAAACCCUUUUUCUUGCUCAGAAUGUGGUAAAGGUUUUUUUCAAAGUAAUGAUUUGAAAGUACACAUGAGAACACACAAUGGUGAAAAACCUUUUGUCUGUUCAAUCUGUGGUAAAGGUUUUGCACAAAGUAACAAUUUGAAAGUGCACAUGAGAACACAUACUGGAGAAAAACCUUUUUCUUGCUCAGAAUGUGGUAAAGGUUUUGUUCUAAGUCAUGAUUUGAAAGUACACAUGAGAACACACAAUGGUGAAAAACCUUUUGUCUGUUCAAUCUGUGGUAAAGGUUUUGCACAAAGUAACAAUUUGAAAGUACACCUGAGAACACACACUGGAGAAAAACCUUUUUCUUGUUCAAUCUGUGGUAAAGGCUUUACACAAAGUCUAUGUUUGAAAUUACAUAUGAGAAUACACACUGGUGAAAAACCUUUUUCCUGUUCAACCUGUGGUAAAGGUUUUACACUAAGUCAACAUUUGAAAGUGCACAUGAGAACACACACUGGUGAAAAACCUUUUUCCUGUUCAACCUGUGGUAAAGGUUUUACACAAAGUCAACAUUUGAAAGUGCACAUGAGAACACAUACUGGCGAAAAACCUUUUUCCUGUUCAACCUGUGGUAAAGGUUUUACACAAAGUCAGUGUUUGAAAAGACACACUAGAACACACACUUGAAAAGACACACUAGAACACACACUUGUGAAAAAUGACAUUCCUGUUCAAUCUGCAACAGAAGCUUUUGUGACCGAUCAAGCCUUGUAGCACACAUGAGAAGACACCCAGGAGAGAAUGUGUUGAGUUGCAGUGUGUGUGGUGAAAGAUUGUCUUCUAAGUACCAGUGUAAGAAACACAAGUGUGCUGGUGAGAAAAGCAGCAGCAAAUGAAACUGCAGGAUUUGAAAUAAACUGUCCAGACUUUCAUUUGGACUUUCUAACAACAUCAGCACAUAUAACAUGUGUGACAUUGUUGUUUGUCUAACAAUCUGUUUAAUAUGCUUCUACAUUUAUAGAUUAGAUAUUUAAUAUUAGUGCUUUUUUCAGUCAGGUACAUGCUUUAAUAUGCAAUAUUGUGUACUUCUAUUAAAAAAUGGUGAGAACAAUUUGAGUAAAAAGGUGAGAGUACAGUAAAUAUUUUCCAUGCAAUAAAAAUUUUUUGUAUGUAUACACACACACACACAUAUAUAUAUAUAUAUGUGGGGCGGCAUAGCUCGGUUGGUAGAGCGGCCGUGCCAGCAACUUGAGGGUUGCAGGUUCGAUUCCCGCUUGUGUCAUCCUAGUUACUGCCGUUGUGUCCUUGGGCAAGACACUUUACCCACCUGCUCCCAGUGCCACCCACACUGCUUUAAAUGUAAUUUAGAUAUUGGGUUUCACUAUGUAAAGUGCUUUGUGUCACUUGAGAAAAAGCGCUAUAUAAAUAUAUAAUUCACUAAUUCACAUAUAUAUAUAUAUACAUAUAUAUACAGUAUAAAUAUAUAUUCUCAUCAAACAAUUUUAGAGUUAUUCAAAUGAAAUAUUGUAUUACAUAUUUUAUUUCUAAUUGUUAAUAAUCCCAUAGAUUAGCCCCUAUUGAUGAUAUACUUAUGUACUGGUUCACAUCUGAAACAUCUUCUGGACCACUUCAGGAAGCAUAUUAUUAUGAUUUACUUUAUACAUCAUUUGAACAGUUGAAUAGUUUUAAAAUUUGUGACUUUUUAAAAUAUUUGUUGGGUCUUUUUAAUCUAUUUUAUUCAUUAUUUUUAUUACUCUGUAUUAUGAUGAUUGUGUUGUGAUUUUUUUAUAUGUAUGUCUCCAGACCUUUAUGCAGUAUAAAAGUGAGAGAAAAUGGCAGAUUUUUUUUUUCUAUGUGAAAGGAUGGUUUUGUUUUUACAAACUUACAUUUGUGGAUAUAUCAAAUAAAUCCAGUAUUGUGUUUUAAA
Molecule: messenger RNA, 3880 nt
Organism: Nerophis ophidion (straightnose pipefish)
Lineage: Eukaryota; Metazoa; Chordata; Actinopteri; Syngnathiformes; Syngnathidae
Product: gastrula zinc finger protein XlCGF57.1-like
Exons: 6
Coding region: 316-2640 (774 amino acids)
Biological process (GO): regulation of transcription by RNA polymerase II; central nervous system development
Cellular component (GO): nucleus
Molecular function (GO): DNA-binding transcription factor activity, RNA polymerase II-specific; RNA polymerase II cis-regulatory region sequence-specific DNA binding
Source: RefSeq, a predicted model, not a curated record